AUGCCCAUUCGCAUCAAUCUGCCGCCACUGACCCGCGCAUUACUGCUCCUCUUGUUGAUCUGCUCUCUGCUUAAUGCCUCAUUCAGUGUACGCAGUCUCAUCCGCGUCCAGGCCGUUCCUGCCCUGGCCAUCAUCCCUGCGAAGUCGUUAAAAUACCCAUGGACCACACUUACUGCUGCCCUGGUUGAGACCAACCUCGUCAGUUUUGCCAUAUCCGCCAUCACCAUCUUCUAUGGAGGGAGAUAUCUGGAACGCGCCUGGUCCACUCAAGAAUUCGCCAAGUUUGUCCUGUUUGUGACCAUGAUCCCAAGUUUAUUGACCUUGGGUGUUUACUCUCUGUGGUUCUUCGUUACGGGAAGUCAGAUUCGAGCGUCAGUCCAUGCCUGUUGCCAUAAGACACUGUUCCUUGCUGACAUGAUUAGGAACACCAUCAUCAAUGGUAAUGUCGCCCUCGAAGCCGCUUUCCUCGUCGCUUUCAAGCAGCUCGUGCCUGAACACACCGUCUCCCUCUUCCGUGCCUCGAUCCGUAUGCGCGUCAAGCACUUCCCCGCUGUCUUUGUCUUGCUGAACAGCUUGUCUGGCCCCCUACUAGGCACCGACACUGCCUUCUUUNUGUCAUGGCUGGGUUUCCUGACCUCUUGGAUUUACUUGCGCUUCUACAGAAUAGCCCCCUUGCUGGCCACAACUGCCACAGGUGAAGAAGCUGUCAUAAAGGGCGAUGCUAGCGACACUUUUGCCUUCUCUCACUUCUUUCCCGACUCGAUCCAGGUUCUUCUCGAUCCUUUGACCGACUCCAUCUACAAGACUAUGGUGGCCUUCAGGCUAUGUGUGCCAUUCUCUGAAGAAGCCAUCGAUCAAAGCAACGAACAGGCGUCUGCGCGGGCAGAGGGCGGGCUACCCAGCUUGAUGACUGGCGGAAGAGGAGGUCAUGUUGGAGGUCGGCGGGAAGAAGCAGAGAGGAGGAGAGCGCUUGCUUUGAAAGCUCUUGAUCAAAGGUUAAACGCAGCUGCGGCAGCUCGUACUCCUGCUGAACCACAAUCAGCACACACAGCUGAAACAGGCCCAACCGAACCUGUAACUACCUAA
This is a messenger RNA of Aureobasidium musti, 1086 nucleotides long. The record is from the annotation of a GenBank genome assembly. NCBI's taxonomy places the organism in Eukaryota, Fungi, Ascomycota, Dothideomycetes, Dothideales, Saccotheciaceae.